AUUCACUCGUGCCUAGGCCGUCAAAAUACAGGACUUCUCCUCAGCAAGCAACCUGUGCCUGUGCCUUCAUUUGGCCUGUGACGUUCAUAUAGAACUGAAGCUUGCACUAGCAAUACGUGUACUGGCCACCCUUGACCGUUUACGGUGCUGAGCGCGAAAACAUAACCAUGACUGGUGCUGCGCCUGAUAACGGGGCCCCUAUCGGGGGUUUCUUUGACGAGUUCAACAAGGACCCCGCGAAGCUGGCGCUGACGGAGGAAGUCAACCGGAAGCUGUGCGAGGUGCUGACGGAGCUGGCGGAAGACAUCGUGCAGGGGCUAGCGGAGAGCGGCGCCGGCGAGGCGCCGGCGGUGGCUCCGAAGGAGCCUGCAGCAGAGGGGGUUGCGGAGGAGGCGGAGGCGGAGGGCCCCUCCAGCAACGUCAACGGUGUGGAUGAGGUGGCGGCGCUGGCGGCUUACAAUGACGCCAUGGCGGCCGUCAUGCGGGAGAGCGACAUGUCCAGCAAGGACAUGUGCAGCCUGCCUGACGACCACCCGCUCAAGGAACUCUUCUUCUCCGCCUUUGACGCCGCCAUGUUCCACGACCUGCUCAUGCGCUUCAUUGGUCAAGUGAAGGGGCGCAAGGGCGGGCACGAGUGGGACGCGGAGGCGGCGGUGGGCGAGGCCGAUGGCGAGGACCACACGCUGGAGUAACAGGAGCUGGGGUGCAGAGAGAGAGCUGGGGUGGAGAGAGAGCUCUCGGGCGAGGAGCGCUGGAGUGAGGGGCCAGAAGGGGAGGGCUGGGAUGAGGCGCUGGGGUAUGCAUGUAGGCUGAAGAGGUGGGGCGAGCGUCCCCAGGGGCAGGCAUUGACGCUCUCCGGGGCCACACACCGCGGCCGUUCACUGGUACGUCUGUAUGGUGCAGCCGUGGAGGCUGGCCCUGGCGCGGGCACGGGUGCCUGCGCCCAACCCCCGCAGAGGGGCCCCGGCCAGUGGAGGAAGGCGAGACCUGAGCGAGGGUCCUUUUGUGGUGGUGCAAGCAAGGUGGUGGCAGAGAAAAGGGACGAACAGAGACCGACCGUGCAGCACCUGCCAACUUCCAUCAUCAUUACCACCUUCGCGUAUGCUUUCUUUUCAACAUAGGUCACUGCUGCACUGAUAGGCGAGCGUUUCGUUCAUGCUUCGGAAUGGUACUGAACUAUUUGAGUUAGCGUGCUACAGAAGCGGAAGCAGAGUGCGAGACUGAGAUUGUGAAUGGUGUCAUAGCACUGCCAGUACGGGCGACUGAUUGUUGAGGACUGCACGGUCGAUGCCGGCAAUUACCCAAUGGCGGUGUCUAUGACUGUGGUGGUAGCGGUGCUAGUGCGAUUGGUUUGCCGGUGUACUGCUGUGACAUGUGAGUUACAUUGCUCUGCGUGAAGGUGGGUGGACGGUUCGGGACGGGACUGGUCGGGUCUGACCAGGAAAGCAGUGAGCGGCGUGCGAUGCACGCGUGCGACGAGUGUGGCAACAUAUUCGGGUUUGAAACAUGUGAUCUGUGGACUAUGCGUGCCUAGGAUGAGCACGAGUGACCAGUUGCGGUGGUGCGUGAGAUUUGCCUGUGCGGGGCGGCUUGGUUGUGGAUAGCUUGGAAAGGUGGUACGGGUAUUUGGUUUUGGGUUAGGUAAUGGCGGGCCCGUGUUAACUUUCUUUCCUAGCACGCAUCGUGGACACCACAUCUUUCGCCCUGGGGGCCCUGGCGGCAGCGCAGCUGCGCCCCGGUAGCACAUCCACAUCCAGGGCAGGGCGCACAAGAUGGUUAGUCCACAUUUGUUGGUAUCGAGUGAAGUGGACGUGCUAGCAAACGCGCUGCUACUGCUGCAUGACGAACCUGUGAGGGAAUGCAUUGCUACAGACGCACACGGUCUCGGGUUUGGGGACUUGGAGUCAGAAGUGCGCGACACGCGCUUUGCAGUUGGCGUUGUACAGCGCCAGUAGACGUACCGUAGCAGUUGGGUGAGAGCCAAAGGUCUCGGGGGCCCAGCACGCUCAGUAGGCUGGCAUGUUGCGUCGCGGAUUGAAAGGGUGCCUUGCUCGUACAUGAAACACGUGCAACUUUUGCGAAUCACAGAUUCACAGGGCACUGGUGCAAUAGGCACGGAACCCUGGGGGAAAUCGGGACGCACCGGGAGUAGGCAUGCCGUGGCCCGAGAUGGACGCCUCGCGACACCUCGGUAGUCGGUAAGCCGUGUAAGCUGCCGUAUGCGGACCGUAAUAGUAAUUGUUGCGGGCCCAUCACCUCAUGCCAUAAUGCCGUGCAACGUUGCAAUUAUGAGCCCUCGAUUGGAUGGCAUUGCAGCAGAGCCAGGCGUCCGCUUGCCUGGUACAGCCGAGAGCCGGGGACAGCCGCUUCGGGGGGGGGGGAAGCGGUUGUGUGUGUGUGUGGGGGGGGGGGCGGGGGGCUGGCGGCUGAUGGUGAACAGGGCCGCAGUCGGGAGCGCGACUGGAAAGCUCAGGAGAGAGGCCGUGGGGGAUGCUGUGAAGGAGACGAUGGUGGUGCAUGCUCCUACGGGCGAAGGAAGCCUGGAAAGGCUGCCAUAGCCCAAGCCCAGCAGUCCAACACGCCUUGCAAUAUUGCAUCCGCACGGGGCCGAUCAAAAGAAGUGGGAGUGGGAAACAGCUGUAAGCUGGAUAUACA
Chlamydomonas reinhardtii is the source of this 2655-nucleotide messenger RNA. RefSeq lists its product as uncharacterized. NCBI's taxonomy places the organism in Eukaryota, Viridiplantae, Chlorophyta, Chlorophyceae, Chlamydomonadales, Chlamydomonadaceae. The record is from RefSeq and is a predicted model, not a curated record. Bases 168 to 692 code for a protein of 174 amino acids. The transcript is spliced from 4 exons.